This is a messenger RNA of Python bivittatus (Burmese python), 2889 nucleotides long. It is a transcript of the gene AP1S2, whose product is annotated as adaptor related protein complex 1 subunit sigma 2. Gene Ontology annotation, molecular function: clathrin-cargo adaptor activity. The record is from RefSeq and is a predicted model, not a curated record. Gene Ontology annotation, biological process: intracellular protein transport; vesicle-mediated transport. Gene Ontology annotation, cellular component: AP-1 adaptor complex; membrane coat. NCBI's taxonomy places the organism in Eukaryota, Metazoa, Chordata, Lepidosauria, Squamata, Pythonidae.
GACUCUGUUCGGAGGAACGAAUGAAGUUCGACGGUUAGAAUUGGGCUGUAUCCCUCCCUCGCGCCUUCUCUUUCGGCCCCGCCUCUCGGGCUCCGUGCUGCGAGCAGCCCCUCUUCUCCGCCCAGUGGUUCGGGUGGGAGGUUGCUGGCUGGGUCUGCUCGAGCGAGCCCCGAGGGGAUUCCUUCCUUUUUCCUCAGCCGUGCGCGCGCCUCCCAACGCUUCUGGGAUAACGAUGCAGUUUAUGUUGCUUUUUAGUCGCCAGGGAAAACUCAGACUUCAGAAGUGGUAUGUCCCAUUAUCUGACAAAGAAAAGAAGAAAAUCACAAGAGAACUUGUUCAAACGGUCUUAGCCCGUAAACCGAAAAUGUGCAGCUUUUUGGAAUGGAGAGAUCUGAAGAUUGUCUACAAAAGAUAUGCAAGCCUCUAUUUCUGCUGUGCCAUUGAAGAUCAGGAUAAUGAAUUAAUAACCUUGGAAAUAAUUCAUCGUUAUGUAGAAUUACUUGAUAAAUAUUUUGGAAGUGUCUGUGAACUUGAUAUCAUCUUUAAUUUUGAGAAGGCUUAUUUUAUUUUGGAUGAAUUCCUCUUGGGAGGGGAAGUUCAAGAGACCUCAAAGAAAAAUGUUCUUAAAGCCAUUGAACAGGCAGAUCUAUUACAAGAGAGCCAGAAUGAAGACUGGGGAGGUUUGUCUGAGGAUAUCUUAUGAUUAAGAACAAUCUAAAGCCUUAGCGCUUUGGCCCCUACCUGUACAAUUGCCACGUCAUGAAUACUUUAAUGUCCCAGUAUACUAAAUGACUUCAUUCAUCAUGCACACAGAGAGGCGCUAGAACUGACUUUCUCAUGGCAGAACGCUUUUCCUCAGCUUGGUGAAUCCAAUCAUCUCGAACAAACUAGUGUAUAUCACAGUUGUGUUUUUUGUUUUUGUUGUUUGUAUUUUUCCUUGUCCUUCCAUUUGCAGUGUUUGUUUUUCUUCAUAUGUUUUGUCAGCAUGCUGUAAUUUCCAUGUUAAAAUAUUUAAAUUAACUCAUUAGCACUUGACAUAGCAUGUAAAACUCCAGCUUGAAAUACUUUGCUUAGCCUUGCUUUAUCAGUUAAACAUUCAACCCCAUGGUACAGUAUUCUAUCAAAAUGUAAACAAAUAUAAUUUAUAUAGCUAUCACAUAGAUCUCCACUGAAAUCUAUACAUUUAUCCCACUAAAAAUAUUUUCUAAAUAGUGCCUUCUUACCAUGAAAAACAACCCUGAAGGCCACAAAUUGUGAUACAUACAUAUUAAACAGAUUUGCUUCACCUCUAAAUAAGUUUAAAAAAUAAGUACAUCAAUCUUGCAUUCUCUAGAGUGCAUGUACAUAAGGUGUUCCUUCUGCAUGCAGUCCUUUUCAUUAAUUUCAAUAAUUAGAGUUGAUUUAUAUGGAUAUUUUCAAUGCAUGUAUGGAGCUCAUCCAAAUGUUACAAUAUCAAGAAAAAUGACUGUUCAUAAAUGUACAGAAGCAACUACCAAAAUAUAUGACUAAAAAAAUCUGGUUUCAUUCUAAAACAGAAAUAGUCAUAAUACAAAUAGAGAAGUGACUGCUGUUAACAAAGUUAGACUUUCAAAAUGGUAGUUAAAAAACCUGGAAAAUGGUUUCUGCCAUAUGAUUAAAUAUAGACAUAGUGUAUGUUUCAAACACAGGGGGUUUAACGUUACUUCCUGUUAUGUCUGAGAAGCACACAAAAAGCAUUUGUAUUGCAGACCUUUUCCCUGGUAUUGCCUCUGUGAAUGUAUAUGGUAAAUGUUGCUUUGCAUUCUUUUAAUGUCUGGCUUUUCAAACUGCUGCGAAUGGAGUGCUGAUGAUGGUGCAGUAUUGUUGCACCUUUAUAUAGCUGCAUGCCUGUAAAUUACUGUGAAGUUUUUUGAGCAUGUCUGUAAUAAACUAUUGCAUGCACUUCUCAUGUGACUGGCUUUUUUUCCCUCCAUUUCUUCUGCUGUGAUAUAAUUCAUAUUUGUGGAAUUCACCUUAAUUCUGAUUUGCAGACAUAACAUAUGAAGCUCUUUUGAUAAAAGAUUAAAUUUGGCUAUUAAUGUGAUUUUUAAGAAGUUUGCACAUUCUCAAAGAGCUGUUAACAUUUAUUCCCUUGAGUGGUACAGCUACUUUCCCCAGAUAGCAUUUGGGAUUCAGACUUGUUGAGGGUGUGCUGUAUCAUUGCACAUAGUACAUUGUUAAAAGUAUAAAACACCAUUUUUAAAAACGUUCCUGCAAUAUGAAAAUACAUACAGUAAUAGUAGUAUGUAGGUUAUUACAGAAAUAUAGUGCAUCUACAUUACAUUAUGCUGGUCUAUGACUGUAAUAAAGAUUUGAUUUGAAUUGAUUUGAAUUGAAUUGAUUUGAUUUAGUGCAAUUGAUUUGAUUUAGAACAUUAACCUUCAUAUAAAUAGAUCCACUGGUGCAGAUGAAAUCCAGUAUAUUUCAUUUACUGGAUUACAGCUCUAACUUGCAUUAGAAAUCACCAGAAGCAAGUGUCUGUCUUCUUGAAAUAGAACCAUUUUGGGAAUCUACCCUUCUUUAAGUCAAAUCUGUUUUUGGAAGGAGUUGUAGCUUUGCAUAAUGAAUGAGGGUGCAUUUCCCUGCUAGUAAAUCUGCUGAAUGAUGAAUCUUCAGAAUGAUGAAUCUAAUAAAAACUUAUUUUGCACAGCAAAAUUAGUCGAGUUUUCUAUAUCAAGUUUAAAUCUUUAUGUCAGCACUGAACAAUAAAUAGAGCGCUUGCUGCUAAUGACUAAUAUGAUUCAGAGGUGUUACAAAUAGUUCCUUCCUUGGGAAUUCAGAAUUUUAAAUGUAUGUCCUUGCACACUUGUAUAUUCUUGUUGUAUUUUCUGUGGAAAUAUUGCUAAAUUCUGAUUUUCUUUCUUUUUGGCU